AUGGCUCUUGAUAGCUACUACCAAAAUAAGAUCGAAAGCGUGAAGCUCGAAAUCAUACAUUCAACAGCUGUCCUACGGCGGUUGGAAGCGACGCGGAAUGAUUUGAACUCUAAAGUGCGACUACUGCGAGAGGAGUUGACACUGUUGCAACAACAUGGAUCGUACGUUGGUGAAGUCGUGAAGGUUAUGGGAACGAAGAGAGUGCUUGUCAAGGUCCAUCCGGAGGGCAAAUAUGUUGUCGAUAUUGCCGAUGGGGUUGAAAUCGCGAAACUCACAGCUGGUAAACGCGUAGCAUUGCUACAUGAGAACUACCGAUUGGAAAGGAUAUUGCCUAGCUCUGUGGACCCUCUUGUCUCUCUCAUGAUGGUCGAAAAGGUUCCCGAUAGUACCUACGACAUGAUUGGUGGCCUGGAUCAGCAGAUCAAAGAAAUCAAGGAGGUUAUUGAGUUGGGUCUCAAGCAUCCGGAACUUUUCGAAUCCCUCGGUAUUGCCCAGCCAAAGGGCGUUCUACUCUACGGGCCUCCUGGAACUGGUAAAACUUUGCUCGCCCGUGCCGUCGCCCACCAUACCGACUGCAAGUUUAUUAGGGUCUCGGGUUCCGAAUUGGUCCAGAAAUAUAUCGGCGAGGGCUCGAGAAUGGUCAGAGAGUUGUUCGUUAUGGCGAGAGAACAUGCGCCUAGUAUCAUUUUCAUGGACGAGAUCGAUUCUAUUGGGUCCUCUAGAGUGGAGGGGUCAAGUGGUGGUGACUCUGAAGUCCAGAGAACCAUGUUGGAGUUACUGAAUCAGUUGGAUGGAUUUGAACCGACAAAGAAUAUCAAAGUCAUCAUGGCAACCAAUCGAUUGGACAUCCUCGACCCCGCAUUGUUGAGGCCCGGAAGAAUUGAUAGGAAGAUUGAAUUCCCCCCACCAACUGUUGAGGCGAGAGCAGAUAUUCUCCGUAUCCAUUCUCGUUCCAUGAACUUGACUCGCGGCAUCGACUUGAAGAAGAUCGCAGAGAAGAUGAACGGAUGCUCGGGAGCUGAGCUCAAGGGUGUCUGCACGGAGGCAGGCAUGUACGCCCUCCGCGAGCGAAGAAUACACGUUACCCAGGAAGAUUUCGACCUUGCGACAUCUAAGAUUCUGAAUAGACAUGACGAUAAGGCUACUAGCUUGGCUAAGCUAUGGAAGUAA
Molecule: messenger RNA, 1170 nt
Organism: Orbilia oligospora ATCC 24927
Lineage: Eukaryota; Fungi; Ascomycota; Orbiliomycetes; Orbiliales; Orbiliaceae
Exons: 5
Coding region: 1-1170 (389 amino acids)
Biological process (GO): proteasome-mediated ubiquitin-dependent protein catabolic process
Cellular component (GO): proteasome regulatory particle, base subcomplex
Molecular function (GO): proteasome-activating activity; ATP hydrolysis activity; ATP binding
Source: RefSeq, a predicted model, not a curated record